Aspergillus tubingensis is the source of this 1995-nucleotide messenger RNA. RefSeq names its product PAN-complex poly(A)-binding subunit PAN3. Gene Ontology annotation, biological process: nuclear-transcribed mRNA poly(A) tail shortening; mRNA processing; protein phosphorylation. Gene Ontology annotation, molecular function: poly(A) binding; protein kinase activity; metal ion binding. Lineage: Eukaryota; Fungi; Ascomycota; Eurotiomycetes; Eurotiales; Aspergillaceae. The transcript is spliced from 9 exons. Gene Ontology annotation, cellular component: PAN complex; P-body. The record is from RefSeq and is a predicted model, not a curated record. The coding region runs from base 1 to 1995 and encodes 664 amino acids.
AUGGCUACCACGGGAAAGUCUGCAACGCUGGAAGACGCCCGUCGUGGUACGGGGUCUCCGAAGAUGAAGGGACGAGAGAACGCCAAAGAUACGCUGUGUCGCAACGUGACCAUAUAUGGCCGAUGUCGCUACGAAGAUAAAGGGUGCGCCUUCAAUCACGACCCGCAUAAAGUGAAUUCAGGAUAUCAAUCAGACAGUAAUAAGAAACGUCUGAACGUCGACUCCCCUAGUUUUACCCCAUCCAUAUUGUCGUCGAAUGGAUCAUCGCCCACUUCCCAAUCAGCAACCAUGAAGAAAAUGGCUACGAUCUCGCCCAAGGCUGCGAGCGCAGCUCCCUUCCAACCUAGAAGUAUAUCAUCACGAUCCAACUCCAGCACCCCUACUACUCGCCCGGGUACAAUGACCCCCGAUUGGUCUGUGGCAGAGGUACAAGAGUUUGUACCUCAGGGAUUUGAUACUGCACAUAUGGGCUCCCUGCAAGGCAAUGGGACUGCCGGUGUUCCCAGCACGAGCGCUUUCGACCCUUUUGUGACCGCCCCGAAUCCCCUCUCUGCAGCAAACGCCGUCGGCCCGGUGCAGGCCAAUCCUUUCUCGCAUGACACUGCUGCAGCGUUGAACGGAGCAGCGUUUUUCGCCAACCAGUCUGGAUUCCAGCAGCCAGUCCAAUAUCACAUGUAUGCCCCGAUUGGGCCUCACAGUCAGAAUACGUUAGGCUAUCAGCGAAACGUACACGACCUUUUCCUCCCUAAUGACCUACGGGAGGAAAUGCAGAAGAAGGCGGCAGCCACGCUCCAGACACUGCCAAAUACUCAGCUUCCAGCUCAGGUCGAUUACUUCCACUCUCUUGUCCCGCUCGAUCUCAACCAUCAGAAGAACGCUACCAUCUUUGGCUUCCCCAGCUGGGUGUACAAAGCCCAGUCCAGUAAGGACGGAAACUUUUACGCUCUCCGGAGACUCGAGGGUUUCCGGUUGACGAACGAAAAAGCCAUCCGCUCCGUGCAAGCUUGGAAGCGUGUCUGCAACGGUAGUGUCGUGACAGUCCACGAUGCGUUUACUAGCCGAAGCUUUCAGGACAGCUCCUUGAUCUUUGUCACCGACUAUCACCCAUUGUCGAAGACGCUUGCUGAGCAACACCUUGGCGCCGGAAACCGAUUCCAAGGUCGCCAUAACACGCACAUCCCGGAACAGGUUCUCUGGGGUUACAUGACUCAGAUUGCCAAUGCUUUGAAAGCGAUCCAUGCCAGUCAACUGGCUGCCAGGAUCAUUGACCCAAGCAAGAUCCUUUUGACUGGGCGAAACCGCAUUCGUCUCAACGCCUGCGCCAUAAUGGAUGUGGUUCAAUUCGACACCCAGCGAUCUCUGGCCGAACUGCAGCGGCAGGAUUUGGUCAACUUUGGACAGCUCAUCGUCACCCUGGGCGCCAACCAGCCCAAUGUUAUGCACAACCCUACCAAGGCCAUGGAGCACUUCACACGCGCAUACACUGCGCAGCUGAAGAACUCGGUCUUCUGGCUGCUGAACGGGCUCCAAAAGGACCAGGAAAGGAAUAUUGACAUUUUUAUCACCGGCAUCUCAUCGACACUGAUGUCGACGUUCGACUCCGCCCUUCACCUCGACGACCAAUUGACCUCCGACCUGAGUCGCGAACUCGAGAACGGUCGCCUCGUCCGGCUCAUGACGAAGCUGAACUUUAUCAACGAGCGACCCGAAUACGAGCACGAUCGUCAAUGGUCAGAGAACGGCGAGCGGUACUUCUUGAAGAUCUUCCGCGAUUACGUCUUCCACCAGGUUGACGCGCAGGGCGAUCCAGUCGUCGACCUGGGCCAUGUGAUCAUGUGCCUGAAUAAACUGGACGCAGGCACCGACGAAAAAAUCACCUUGAUCAGCCGCGACGAGCAGAGUUGCUUCGUGGUCAGCUAUAAGGAGCUGAAGAAAGCUCUGGAAUCGUCAUUCCAGGCGCUGCUGAAGCCUUCGGCCAGUAGAAGGCUGCAUUGA